This is a messenger RNA of Eublepharis macularius, 1028 nucleotides long. RefSeq names its product serine protease 27-like. The coding region runs from base 168 to 1028 and encodes 286 amino acids. Gene Ontology annotation, molecular function: serine-type endopeptidase activity. Gene Ontology annotation, biological process: proteolysis. The record is from RefSeq and is a predicted model, not a curated record. The transcript has 7 exons. Lineage: Eukaryota; Metazoa; Chordata; Lepidosauria; Squamata; Eublepharidae.
UUCUUUUUGCCUUUGGAAGAGCAGUCGUUCCCUUUCCUUCUGGGAUGGAAGCUUUGAUCUGUUUGUGAUGCUGCCUGAAAAUUUCUGCUUGUAAAUGUCUCAGUCCCCUUUCUUGAUUUUCAAAUUGCAUAAGCAACAUUGGCCAGACAAGUGAAGAGACCAAGAACAUGGCCAGAAAUGAAGUGAUCCUCCUGCUGCUUCUGCUGCUGCUCCCACUGAACAGGGCUGCUGAUACCAUGCCUUCAGUCUGUGGCCAGCCAGUAAUGACCUCUCGAAUUGUGGGUGGCCAAAAUGCAAAGAUUGGAGCCUGGCCAUGGCAGGUCAGCAUCCGUUCGCGUGGGAAACAUUUCUGCGGCGGGUCUCUUGUGGCAGAGCAGUGGGUGUUGUCAGCUGCCCACUGCUUCUUCAAGACUCCGCGCUCAGACAUCGCAGUGGCCCUGGGAGAAUAUGAACUCGAGAACCCAAGCCCCAAUGCCCAGAUGAUCCGUGUCACCAGAAUAGUCCUCAACAGUGCAUUUUUAGGAAUUGGAUCACCAGGGGACAUUGCUCUUUUGUGGCUCCAAAGACCUGUGAAAUACACUGCAUACUUCCUCCCUGUGUGUGUGCCAGAUUCCUCUGCUGAGUUCGCCGAGGGCAUGGGCUGUUGGGUAACAGGAUGGGGACACAUCAAGUUUGGUGAGCCACUCCCUUCCCCUAAGACCUUGCAAGCGGUUGAAGUACCCUUACUUACUGCUGCACAAUGCAACCAGCUGUACAACAUAAGUCAACCAAAUUCCACAGGAUCCACACCAGUCUUGAAUGACAUGAUUUGUGCUGGAUAUGAACGUGGGAAAAAAGAUUCUUGCCAGGGUGAUUCUGGGGGGCCCUUGGUCUGUGCCCAAAACAAUUCCUGGUUUGUGGUUGGGAUUGUGAGCUGGGGAGAAGGCUGUGCAAAGCAGUACCGCCCUGGCGUCUACACCAGAGUCAUGAGUUACGAGGAUUGGCUGCAACAGCGUAUUCCAGACCUGAAGUUUGGAGUUAAUCCAUGA